AUGGGGGGCAAAUCUCCAUACACGCCGAGUGAGCUGGCGGACCUUCUCUCCAAUUUCUACCAAUUUCUCAGCACGCUUCAUUAUGAUCCAGCAGAGCUCCAGCAUCCCCCGACCGGAGGGUGGCCGGGAUUAACGACUCGCGCCUUUGGAAACUGGAAGGACAAGACGGUGGUCGAGUCAAAGUUAAUUGAUUACGCAACCGCUGACCUGGAGAUGAUUAAAAGCGAUUGCACUGACCGCGAGGAGGACAUCGAGUUCUGGUCCACCAAAGGGAAACGGCACCGCAAGUACAUUGUCUACCUUGCCUUUGGGCAUGAGAGCGGUGGCCGAGAAUUGCUUCUAAACGUCAGAGAUGGCGAGAUCAUCGAAGAUGUGCUUGAAACGGAUACCCUUUCGCCGUGUGAUGUGAGAAGAUAUCUAAAUAAGCUAAAACUGGCGUAUCGGAGCCUGAAACUUAUUCCCUGUGUUGGGAGAAUCACUAUUGAGGCGGACAAAGUACCCGAGACAGUCAGAAAGAUUACCGAGGAGGAGGUUCUCGCGCAGAGUGUAAAUUGGGGAACAGCUUUAGAUGUACAGUAUGUCAGGCAGCUAUAUCGGGAGCAUGGAUGGCCGGAAGCCUUUCGCCGGGAGGAUGCCAAGGCGGCUGUUGACAGUUUAAUGGGGUUGGUUAUGGAGCGGCGCGAUGAUGAGUGGGAGAUGGAGGAUGAGUAUUGGUUGUCUGAGGGAGAGGCUGAAGAUGUGUCCAUGUCGGAGGAAGAUGUGAGGUCAGAAAAUGAUGAGCAGUAG
Pochonia chlamydosporia 170 is the source of this 786-nucleotide messenger RNA. RefSeq lists its product as hypothetical. The record is from RefSeq and is a predicted model, not a curated record. The transcript has 2 exons. Bases 1 to 786 code for a protein of 261 amino acids. NCBI's taxonomy places the organism in Eukaryota, Fungi, Ascomycota, Sordariomycetes, Hypocreales, Clavicipitaceae.